AUGAGAAAGGGGAGCAUGUGGGUCAUUUUUUAUUUAGCCUCCUACCACUCACCCUCUCUCUCCCCAUCGCUCUGGCUCUCGGUCUCCAUCCUGCCCUCUCUUUCUCUGUCUAGCCCCGAUGGGACAAUCAAAAUCCCUCCACUCCGCCAACAAGCGCAGACGCGCGCCCCAAAUUCUCUACCUACGUCUGAAAUGACAUACAGCUCUUCUCGUCUCUCGCCUUCGUCGGUUGGUUGCAGGCUUCCCGACCGGUCCACUCUUGCGUUGGCGUGUUUAUCCGGUUGCCACGCUUUCGGGCCAGGCCGACUGUUGACUCGGCCGGAGCUCGUCAGCCCUCCUCGACCUCUACCGCCUCGAAAAGAACUCGGCCCACCGGUUCGACAGGGUUACGUACAGCUGGAAGUAUUUGUUGUCCUUAAAGUGUAG
Protopolystoma xenopodis is the source of this 426-nucleotide messenger RNA. NCBI's taxonomy places the organism in Eukaryota, Metazoa, Platyhelminthes, Monogenea, Polystomatidea, Polystomatidae. The record is from the annotation of a GenBank genome assembly.